Physcomitrium patens is the source of this 345-nucleotide messenger RNA. The record is from the annotation of a RefSeq genome assembly. NCBI's taxonomy places the organism in Eukaryota, Viridiplantae, Streptophyta, Bryopsida, Funariales, Funariaceae.
AUGUACGCUAUAAUUGAAACCGGAGGUGAACAACUCCGUGUAGAACCUGGAAGAUUUUAUGAUAUUCGUCAUUUUGCUUCAUUAAAAUCAAAAAAUUUAAGUUCUAAUACAAAAAUAUUAAUUUAUCGAGUAUUAAUGAUUCGUAAUGAAACUACUAUUAAUAUUGGACAACCCUGGCUAAAAAAUGCAGUAAUCAAAGGAAGAAUUUUACAUUCUCAUCUUGAAAAUAAAAUUACUGUUUAUAAAAUGAAUUCAAAAAAAAAAACAAGACGUAAAUUUGGACAUCGACAAAAUUCAGCUCGAUUUGUAGUAGAUUCAAUUUGUUUAGAUGGAAAAGAUUUAUAA